UGUACACGUAGCUCAUUUGGAAAUGGCAUCUAAGAAAUUUGCCAUUAAAUGUGGAAAUUUUGCUGUCCUCGUGGAUCUUCAUGUAGUGCCACAAGGUUCAAACAAAGAUUCCAGUUGGUUUUCUGAACAGAAAAAAGAGGAAGUUUGUUUGCUGUUAAAGGAGGCCAUUGAUUCCAGAGUUAAGGAGUACGUGGGCAUUUAUAAACAGCACAGGCCUUCAAAUGCAGAAUUCACAAGAUCCAGUCCCUUGUCCUUAAAAGGUUAUGGCUUUCAGAUCACAGCCUAUUUCGUCAAGAGAGGAAUACAUCUUCGCUGUAUUCAGAGCUCACAGAACACUGAACUUCGUAUAUUUCCUGACAGAUUUGUGGUCUGUGUUAGUCAGCUUGCAUUUGGUCCUGGUACUUGGGCAAGCCAGAAUGAAAAGUCGACAAAAAGAACCUUCCAUGGAGUGUCUGACUAUUUUGCUGAGUGUGCAAAGAGUUCUCCUUCUCCUGCUACAAAGUGCAAGAGAAACGCUCUACAAGAAAUUGUGAGAAGAACGAAAGCAAAAAACAAUGCUGAGAGCAAAUCACAGACCAGCACAGACCUUGUGGGAAGACCUAGUGACUCAGUCAUUGCUUUGGUACCAAGUAGGAGGGAUGCCUCAGCCAUUCUCCUGUCAGAAACCAUGGGUCAAGCACAAGAUGAUGUAAAAGCAGCCAAGAGCCACCGGGGGCUUCCUGUUCAAAAGCUGGAAAAUGUUUCUCAGACUCAGCCAGAAGACACUAGCAGCCAGCAACAGCCUCAUCCUGGGGAGUGGUUAAAGACGGGGCUUCUAAGCAGGAGCCCUGUGUGUAGCUAUGAGUCAGCAUCACCAGGUCCAAAGCAAAGUCCACGAGCAGCCAAGACACAACAGAAAAGCAGGAACUGUGGCUCUGUGGAAGACUCUGGCCACCGCAGGAGAGUUUCUCUUGGAAAUGAUGGAUUAAUCCCAGGAGAUGUGAUGGUGGAGGAGAGCACAGCUGUCAGUGUUUUGCCAGCGUUAGAGUUGUCAGAUACAGGGUUGCUUUUGAAUCAAGAUUUGGCAAAAGCCACAGCUAAAGAAGAGCUACAUGCUUCGGAAAACUUCUCCUCCAGACACCUUAUGACAAACAACCCAGGGCUGGCGCAGCGAAACCGCUCAGCUGCAGUUGAUGAAAGAUUAGCUACAGUUCAAGGCGGCCCAAGCAAAAAAAGAAAGAAGCUGCAAAGUUCUAGCAGAGGAUGUAGCGGCAAGAAAAGCUUAAGUAUAUAGUUCCUGGGAUUUGAAAAGAAUUGGGGUAAUUACAUUAAACAAAUAUUUGGAGGCUGGGAGAUGUCUCAGCUCUUAAGAUCACUUACUACUCUCGAAGAGGACCCAGGUUGAGUUCCAGGCAUCCACAAGGUGACUCACAACCAUCAUGAAUGAACUCCAGAUCCAGGAGACACAGCACCCACUUUUGGCUCCCAUGGGCACCAGGCAUGUACAUGGUAUGCAUACAAACAAGGAGGCAAAACACACAUACACAUGAAAUAAAUCUUAAAAAAAAAAAAAA
Phodopus roborovskii (desert hamster) is the source of this 1553-nucleotide messenger RNA. RefSeq names its product SLX4 interacting protein (gene Slx4ip). The record is from RefSeq and is a predicted model, not a curated record. NCBI's taxonomy places the organism in Eukaryota, Metazoa, Chordata, Mammalia, Rodentia, Cricetidae. The transcript is spliced from 7 exons. Bases 23 to 1273 code for a protein of 416 amino acids.